AUGGAUAAAAAUCCCAAAAAGGAGGAGAAGAAGAAGAAGAGGGUCAAGUUAGCGCUGUGUUCUUCAGUGGAUGUGAUGGACUCGUCCAGUGCAGCUCCUGAAGACCGAGACAAACCACCCUCAUCUUCCUCAUCUUCCUCUUCUUCCUCAGGCAAACGCAGAUUUAAAGACUCAGAAGACCAGCGACGACUGAGUGCAGUCGGCAGAUCUUCUGAGGAGCUUCAAGAAGUUGAUCUGCUGACUGCCGACCAGAAGAAAGAAGCAGUCGGAGUAGUUCCUCCUGGUUCCUCCUCAUCUGCAGACGUCAGAUCCUCAGAACAAACAGCGUCUGAGCUGCAGACUGAGAUUCAGGAGACUGAACCCGUCACAGUAGUUGAAGGGACUAAACCUCCUUCUCUCAGUGUUGAUGGUCCUUCAUCUGCAGACAGAGUCUCUGCUCAAGAGACAAAAUCCUUCACAGACGCAGCUCUGAGCUUCGAGACCAUUGAUGUUGAGCGUCUUGUAGAAUUGCUGGCCAGUUUCGGAGUCCAGUGGCAUGAUCUGAGCAAGGAUUCACUGAAGGAGCUGCUCAAGUCUUUGGAGGAACAGGAGGAAGCGUCUGAAGAGAAAUCAGCUGAGGAGGAUGAUGCUGAUCAAGCUGCGCUGGGUCUUCCUAAUUUAGGAAACACGUGCUAUAUGAACUCCGUCAUUCAGUGCCUCCUCAGCGUUUCUCCCUUUCGGGAAGAUUUGCUCUCGCAGCAGGAGAAUCACACAGACAGCGCCACGCUGCUCAGAGCGUUAACUGACCUGCACAUGAGCCGGAUGGACAGCAGUGACUCUGAUCUGAAGGAAACACACUUGGCUAAAGUUAAAAGCUACAUAGAAAGUCACUUUCCAGUUUUCAAGGGACACUGUCAGCAGGAUGCACACGAGUUCUUCAUGGCUUGUCUGUCCCGUCUAAAAGAGGAAAGCAUGAGCUUGAGAUCGUCUCAUCCCUCAUACACUUGCCCCGUGUCCAGUAUGGAGUUCAAGCUCAGAAGCGAGCGCACCUGCAACAGCUGCGGCCUCAUGAAGAGUUUCACAGAGGAAUCAAACUGCCUCUCGCUGGUCAUCGGCCCUCAUGCGAGUCUCACAGACAGUCUGCAGCAGUACAUGAACGCGUCGUUCAUUGAUUGCGUGUGCAGUCUGUGUGGAGGACCACAGGCCUCUGAGACCCUGAAGUUUCUCUCUCUUCCUCGGGUCCUGGUCCUUCUGGUGCAGCGCUUUGACUUCACGUCCUCCAUGAUCAAGCUGAAGAAUCGACUGGAGAUUCCUGAGGAGCUGACGCUGUCCUGCGUUAAAGAGAGAACAAAGCAGCCAGAGACAGAUGAAAACAGCAGAGCAGGCAGCCGAUCAUUUCUCCAGAAAAUAUUCAGGAAAAAGAACAGAGUUGCUCCACAGACACCACAGGAAGAAGCUCCAGUCGUCAUCAGCUCACAGUACAGACUCUCUGCUGUUGUGUCUCAUGCGGGAAGCCAUUUGUUUUUUGGACACUACAUCAGUCAGAUCCGUGAGCGCAGGGAGGACGGAUGGCUGCGGUGCAGCGACGCGUCUGUCAGAAGAAGCAGCUGGAGCGAGGUGUCCGAGGACGCCGGGGACAACGGAUACUUGCUGUUUUACGUCAAGAGGAGUUUCAUCCCAUAAUAUUCAGUGUUCAGUCCUCACUUGUAUUUGGUCAGCUGCUUUGGGAUAAAAACUCUGAACUCCUCCUCACUCUUGUUUCUGCAGCUGAGCAGCGUUUGGUGAGGAACAGAUGAGGAAGACCCCGUGAGGAAGAUCCCGUCGAGAGGGUCUUGAGAAACCCUCAUGCUCUGGAUCGAGAUGCUGCUGAUCGUCUGCUUUUGUGCAGAGUAACUUCUUGAAGGGAGAGCUGGUUAUUUAUUAUUAAAGCUUGAUCACGAAUGAUUCUCGUGAACAUAAACACAUUUAUGUAGAUCGGAGGAUGCAUUCCCUUCAAAAACAAACAAUCCAGGAAUCGUCUCUUUUCUCUUCUGUCCAUUCAUUUAAAAAGUACUUGUUUUCAAUUCUAUUUCUAUUUUUUUUUCUUGUUCAAGUUUGAACUCUGAACUUUUACAUGCUUGUAUAUACUUUAAUAAUAUAAUUAAUUUCUGUAGCUUGUGUAAUUGUCCUGCGGUGAAUGAGUGUAUCAUCACUUUACAACACAUCAGAGCUGAUGAUAUUCUUCUGCUAUGCUUUGGUUUGUUUAUCAUGCAUCUUAAUUUAAGAAUUUGAAUUUCUGUUUAAAGUCUGAAAGUCUGCUUAAAAUAAUUAUAUUGCUUCUAGUUGUUUUUUGUAGAAAGACGAUGCUGAUCAUCUCUACUUGUCAUGAAGAUAUAAGUCAGGUGCGCUUCAGGAAUCAACUGCAGGAUUCUCAUCAUAAUGUGCUGGACUCUGACUGACUCCACGAGGUGAUCUCAUAGAAGUGUUCAUUCAUGUUUCCUCAUCAGUGUCUGAUGUUCAUGACUCAUAUCUGGUAAAAGAUGCUGAAGACACAAACAUGUCCUCCAGCUCAGGAAACAGACAUUACUCUAAUGGUCAACUGUCCAACAUAUGGUGCUUUAUUUUGUUCAUAACAAUAACUGCAUAAUCAACCCACGUCCUCAAAAAAAAAAAAAUUUAAAAAGUUCUACAGUCAAAGCUAAAGGCUGACUUGUUUCUAAUCUGGAAUUACUUUAACCUAUUUUUAAAAUGGCAGUAGAUUAACAAUUGUGAAAAACUCAUGCAAAGAAAACAUUUACAUUUACAUUUAGUCAUUUAGCAGAUGAUUUUAUCCAAAGUGACUUACAAAUGAGGACAAUAGAAGCAAUCAAAACCAGCAAAAGAGCAAUGAUACACAAGUGCUUUAACAAGUCUCAGUUAAUUGUAAUUAAUUAAUUGUGUUAAUUGUUAAUAUAAAAUAUAAAUAUAUAUAAAACUCACUCAUUAACUGCAAAAAAAAAGAAUGAAAAAUAUAUGAAUGUAAAAAGCAGUAUGUGGAUAUGUAUAAAACAAUAAAAAAAAAAAGACUAAUGACUUGGCAAAAACAAGCAUUAUUUUGUAAAACAAAACAACAAAAACAGAUUGAACUAUCAACCUAAGGCCAAUUACACUUUAAUAUUUUAUACUAUUUAUUCUGUAUUUUAUAUUGACAACAAGUGUAAAUUGUGAGCUUGCUGUCAGUUAUUAUAAAAGUAUUGUACAAUUGUAACAGAAUUAUUGUUUUAUUUAAUUUUUUUGGUUACCCUUCUUCCUAAUAAGAGCAUAAGUUGCAUCACCAACUCCAGCAUCAGCAUCUGAAGAACACAAAUCAUCAAUAAU
Onychostoma macrolepis is the source of this 3315-nucleotide messenger RNA. Its product is annotated as ubiquitin carboxyl-terminal hydrolase 37-like. The transcript is spliced from 16 exons. The record is from RefSeq and is a predicted model, not a curated record. The coding region runs from base 1 to 1662 and encodes 553 amino acids. Gene Ontology annotation, molecular function: cysteine-type deubiquitinase activity; cysteine-type endopeptidase activity. Gene Ontology annotation, cellular component: nucleus; cytosol. Gene Ontology annotation, biological process: G1/S transition of mitotic cell cycle; protein deubiquitination. NCBI's taxonomy places the organism in Eukaryota, Metazoa, Chordata, Actinopteri, Cypriniformes, Cyprinidae.